AUGUAUGCAGAACUCGUUUCCAGCUAUACAAAUCCUCUCAAUGAAACCUUAAAGUGCAACACAAUGAGCACAAACAUGUUCACCUCUCGUGUCACUAGUGCUUAUAGAAUGUGUACUCAAUUUAAUAUGGAUUGGAUAAUAAUCUUCUCUGUACCUCAGUGGAUAUAUAUUGGACCAAUGAUUAUUGCAAUUUGCAUUGCCUUAGGUAUCAGUGUGCUUAUUACUAUUGGUGGAGUUAUUGCUGGUAUUGUUUACUCUGUAAAGAUAACAAAACCUUUCCAAAAUCUUAUUGAACUUUUCGAGAGCGUCUCGAGAAUGGAACUUGAUUUUUUAAAUAUCAAACCAAGUAGAUUUAAGGAAGUUUCUAAAUUGCAAGACCAAUUCUUAAUGAUGACCCAACGAAUUAAGCAAUAUAGAGCCUUCAUUCCUUCUCACUUGUUGCACCAGCUUGAAAAUCAAGAUCAACCUGUCGAAGAAAUUAAUAAUUCCACUAUGAAGCAUAGCACUGGCAAUAACUUUUUGGCAGUACCUUCAGGAUCAAAGAGAAGAGCUUCUCUCAACAGUGCCACAGGUUUAGAUACAUCCAUGAAUAAUUCAUCUUCAAUGAAGAAGAGUAUGGGAGCUUCUUCAAACGUACUAUUCAAGAUUGGUUUUGAAAAGAGAAGAGUUUCAUCCAUGGUGAUCUAUCUUGAUGGAUUUAACUUGUGGGUUCAAAAUUUGAGUUUUAAUGAAAUUACUCAUCUCUUGACAGAUAUUUAUGAAGUUUUACAAAAGGCUUCUCUUACAAAUGGUGCUCAAAUUGGUAACUUUGAGAAUGAAAGUGUCUUUUUGAGUUGGAAUUCCACUGAGCGAAUUAAAUUCCACGAAUUGAAAGCUGCUCACACUGCUGCAACACUGAGAGAGAGAAUGAACCAAAUACGCUCCACAAAAUGGGAACAAAAGGACAUUUUCAAUCAAUCUCCAAAGAUGUUAGAGCAAUUCAAGGUUAGGUUUGGUAUUUUGUCUCAACAUGCUCAUUGUGGUAAUGUUGGUACUAAAAACUCCAAGUCUUUUACCAUUAUUGGUAGUGCCAACAAUAAUUUACAAUUAUUGAUGAAGAAGGCUAAAAAGUUUAACUUGGGAAUAGUAAUAACAAAUGAUGCUAAUGUUGAAAUUAGUAAUGAUUUCCAUACAAGAUAUGUUGCUAGUACACAUCUUUUGAAUGAGGAUAGCACCACCUCUCCCUUAAUAGAAAUUAGAAGAACAGAAAAGGUAAAAUUAUAUGAAGUUGGUGAAUCCAAGUCAGUUGAAAUGGAUGAAUGGAUGUAUGAAUUACAAUCCACAGAACAAAAGAAUAAGUGGAAAAUGUACAAUGAAGCAUGUUCAAGAUUUUUCUGUGACGAAUGUGAAGAAGCACUUCCAUUAUUUAGAGAGUAUCUUCAACAAAACAAUCAAGAUUUACCAACACUUCGUAUGAUUGAAAAAUGCAAAAAGAGAAGAUAG
Naegleria gruberi is the source of this 1482-nucleotide messenger RNA. RefSeq lists its product as uncharacterized. The transcript has a single exon. The record is from RefSeq and is a predicted model, not a curated record. Lineage: Eukaryota; Heterolobosea; Eutetramitea; Acrasida; Naegleriidae. Bases 1 to 1482 code for a protein of 493 amino acids.